Messenger RNA from Paramecium tetraurelia, 1026 nucleotides. RefSeq lists its product as uncharacterized. Gene Ontology annotation, molecular function: oxidoreductase activity, acting on the CH-CH group of donors, NAD or NADP as acceptor. Lineage: Eukaryota; Ciliophora; Oligohymenophorea; Peniculida; Parameciidae. The record is from RefSeq and is a predicted model, not a curated record. The transcript has 3 exons.
AUGCACAAAUAAUCCUUAAUUCUUUAAUAGAAAGCUCCUAAGAAUAUUAAUGAACUAGAUUAAGCAUUUAAAUUAAUAGAUCAGAAAUUAGAUGCUCCAAGUUCGCAAUUAUUGCUAAUGAAAACAAGAUACAUAUCCAUCGACCCAAUUAUGAGGGUGUGGAUAUCAGGAGCGAAAACAUACUUGCCUGCAUUAUAAUAAAACGACAUUAUACAUGCGUUUACUUUGAGUUCUCCUGUGGAUAAUUAGAAUGACAUCUAUUUUGGCCCAGCUGGAUUACAAACUCAUUUCUUAUAUGAUAAGACUAACAAAAAGAAGCAGCUAAUUAAAGUCCCACGCUAGAUGUUAUAAAUACUAUAAAAAUGUGAAUUGUAGAAUUCCAACUUACUCACCAUCAUAUUGAAUGGUUUACCAGCAUAUUAUGGAUUAGUAGAUUUCUGUAAGAUUCAGAAGGGAUAACGAGUUGUAAUAUCAGCAGCAGCUGGAGCCACAGGGUUAUUUUGUAUUUAACUUGCCAUAAGCAUGCAAUGUGAUGUUAUAGGGUUCACAGGAGACAUAGAAAAAAUAAAGUUCUUAUAAAACUAAUUUCCAACUUUAAGAAUCAUAAAUUAUAAAUUGGAUGAUUGGGAUAAACAAAUCGAAAAUAACAGUGUCGAUUGUUAUUUUGAUAAUGUUGGUGAGUAUAUGUUAGAAAAAAUGAUUGAAAAAAUGAGGAAAAAUGGAAAGAUUGCCUUAUGUGGAUCAAUGGGAAGCUCAUCAAAUUAUAAUGAAAGACAAGGCUUGAGUAACAUGAAUCAAAUAAUUAAUAAGAGAUUAAAACUGAAGGGCAUAACUUUUAAUUAAGAAUUAAAUAAAAUUUAAGCUGCAUUUGAUUAUCUAUUUUAACAAUUUCAAUAAAAAAAACUAAGAAUCUUUUAGGAAGAAUAUAAUUAAUUAAAUGAUACUCCAAAAGCAUUAAAGCGACUAUUCAAAGGUGACAAUAUAGGGAAAAUAAUUAUUAAUUUAGAUAAUUAAACGAAGUUAUGA